Choloepus didactylus (southern two-toed sloth) is the source of this 5585-nucleotide messenger RNA. RefSeq names its product EPH receptor A3 (gene EPHA3). Gene Ontology annotation, biological process: protein phosphorylation; axon guidance; cell surface receptor protein tyrosine kinase signaling pathway. The record is from RefSeq and is a predicted model, not a curated record. The transcript is spliced from 17 exons. NCBI's taxonomy places the organism in Eukaryota, Metazoa, Chordata, Mammalia, Pilosa, Megalonychidae. Gene Ontology annotation, cellular component: neuron projection; plasma membrane. Gene Ontology annotation, molecular function: transmembrane-ephrin receptor activity; protein binding; ATP binding. Bases 76 to 3030 code for a protein of 984 amino acids.
UCAGAGCGCUCCCCCUCACAUCAGUGGCAUGCUUCAUGGAGAUAUGCUUCUCUCACUGCCCUCUGCACCAGCAACAUGGAUUGUCACCUCUCCAUCCUCCUCUUUCUCAGCUGCCCUGCUCUCAACUGCUUCGGGGAACUGAUUCUCCAACCUUCCAAUGAAGUCAAUCUACUGGAUUCAAAAACAAUUCAAGGGGAGCUGGGCUGGAUCUCUUCUCCAUCGCAUGGGUGGGAAGAGAUCAGUGGUGUUGAUGAACAUUAUACACCGAUCAGGACCUACCAGGUGUGCAAUGUCAUGGAUCACAGUCAAAAUAAUUGGCUGAGGACAAACUGGGUGCCCCGGAACUCAGCUCAGAAGAUCUAUGUGGAGCUCAAAUUCACUCUAAGGGACUGCAAUAGCAUUCCACUGGUUUCGGGAACUUGCAAGGAGACUUUUAACCUGUACUAUAUGGAGUCUGAUGAUGAUCAUGGAGUCAAAUUCCGAGAGCAUCAGUUUACAAAGAUUGACACCAUUGCAGCUGAUGAGAGUUUCACUCAAAUGGAUCUAGGUGACCGUAUUCUUAAACUCAAUACUGAAGUUAGAGAAGUAGGUCCUGUCAACAAAAAGGGAUUUUACUUGGCUUUUCAAGAUGUUGGUGCCUGUGUUGCCUUGGUGUCUGUGAGAGUAUACUUCAAGAAAUGCCCCUUUACAGUGAAGAAUCUGGCUAUGUUUCCAGACACAAUACCCAUGGAUUCCCAGUCCCUGGUGGAGGUUAGAGGUUCUUGUGUUAACAAUUCUAAGGAGGAAGAUCCUCCCAGGAUGUACUGCAGUACAGAGGGAGAAUGGCUUGUCCCCAUUGGCAAAUGCUCAUGCAAUGCUGGAUAUGAAGAAAGAGGUUUCAUGUGCCAAGCUUGUCGACCAGGUUUCUACAAGGCUUCAGCCGGUAAUAUGAAGUGUGCUAAGUGCCCACCUCACAGUUCUACUCAAGAAGAUGGUUCAAUGAACUGCAGGUGUGAGAAUAAUUACUUCCGAGCAGAAAAAGACCCUCCAUCCAUGGCUUGUACCCGACCUCCAUCUGCACCAAGAAAUGUUAUCUCUAAUAUAAACGAGACCUCGGUUAUCCUGGACUGGAGUUGGCCCCUAGACACAGGAGGCCGGAAAGAUGUUACCUUCAAAAUCAUAUGCAAAAAAUGUGGGUGGAAUGUAAAACAGUGUGAGCCAUGCAGCCCAAAUGUCCGCUUCCUCCCUCGACAGUUUGGACUCACCAACACCACAGUGACGGUGACAGACCUCCUGGCACACACUAACUACACUUUUGAGGUUGAUUCAAUUAAUGGGGUGUCAGAGCUGAGCUCACCACCAAGGCAGUUUGCUUCGGUCAGCAUCACAACUAAUCAGGCAGCCCCUUCACCUGUUGUGACAAUUAAGAAAGAUCGGACGUCCAGAAACAGCAUCUCUCUAUCCUGGCAAGAACCUGAACACCCUAAUGGAAUCAUAUUGGACUAUGAGGUCAAAUACUAUGAAAAGCAGGAACAAGAGACGAGUUAUACCAUUUUGAGGGCAAGAGGCACAAAUGUUACCAUCAGUAGCCUCAAGCCUGACACUACAUAUGUAUUUCAAAUCCGAGCACGAACAGCAGCUGGAUAUGGGACCAACAGCCGCAAGUUUGAGUUUGAAACUAGCCCAGACUCUUUCUCCAUCUCUGGUGAAAAUAGCCAAGUGGUAAUGAUUGCCAUUUCAGCUGCAGUAGCAAUUAUUCUCCUUACAGUCCUUGUAUACAUUUUGAUUGGAAGGUUCUGUGGCUAUAACAAGUCAAAACAUGGCACAGAUGAAAAGAGACUUCACUUUGGGAAUGGACAUUUAAAACUUCCAGGUCUCAGGACUUAUGUCGACCCACAUACUUACGAAGACCCUACCCAAGCAGUUCAUGAGUUUGCCAAGGAAUUGGAUGCCACCAACAUAUCCAUUGACAAAGUUGUUGGAGCAGGUGAAUUUGGAGAAGUGUGCAGUGGACGCUUAAAACUUCCUUCAAAAAAAGAGAUUUCAGUGGCCAUCAAGACUCUGAAAGUGGGCUACACAGAAAAGCAGAGGAGAGACUUCCUGGGAGAAGCAAGCAUUAUGGGACAAUUUGACCAUCCCAAUAUCAUUCGACUUGAGGGAGUUGUUACUAAAAGUAAGCCUGUUAUGAUUGUCACAGAAUACAUGGAGAAUGGUUCCUUGGACAGUUUCUUACGGAAACAUGACGCCCAGUUUACUGUGAUCCAGCUAGUGGGAAUGCUUCGAGGUAUAGCAUCUGGCAUGAAAUACUUGUCAGAUAUGGGCUAUGUUCAUCGAGACCUCGCUGCUCGGAACAUUUUGAUCAACAGUAAUUUGGUAUGCAAGGUUUCCGAUUUUGGACUUUCACGUGUUUUAGAGGAUGACCCAGAAGCUGCGUAUACAACAAGAGGAGGGAAGAUCCCAAUCAGGUGGACAUCACCAGAAGCUAUAGCUUACCGCAAGUUUACCUCAGCCAGCGAUGUGUGGAGUUACGGGAUCGUUCUCUGGGAGGUGAUGUCCUAUGGAGAGAGACCAUACUGGGAGAUGUCCAAUCAGGAUGUAAUUAAAGCUGUGGAUGAGGGCUACCGACUGCCACCCCCCAUGGACUGCCCAGCUGCCUUGUAUCAGCUGAUGCUGGACUGCUGGCAGAAAGACAGAAACAACAGACCCAAGUUUGAGCAGAUUGUCAGCAUUCUGGACAAGCUUAUCCGGAACCCCAGCAGUCUGAAGAUCAUCACCAGUGCAGCAGCAAGGCCUUCAAACCUUCUUCUGGACCAAAGCAAUGUUGACAUCACUACCUUUGGCACAGCAGGGGACUGGCUUAACGGUGUCCGGACAGCACAGUGCAAGGACAUCUUCACAGGCGUUGAGUACAGUUCUUGUGACACCAUAGCCAAGAUUUCCACAGAUGACAUGAAAAAAGUUGGUGUCACUGUGGUUGGGCCACAGAAGAAGAUCAUCAGUAGCAUUAAAGCACUAGAAACACAAUCAAAGAAUGGUCCAGUUCCAGUGUAACCUGUUACUUCUGGAAGGAAAUGGUGGCUGAGAAGGAUGCAGCAUCACUUUGGAGAGAGAUAAUAAUUCUGGAGAUACUGUUGGAAAUUCCAAGCCCAUAAGACACUCAGAUAUGAGUACAAAUGCCUUAAAAUGGAAUUGAAAAACUUUAUAUUCCCCUAUCACUUAAUGGAUGGGUGGGUGGCUGUAUUUUGUUUUAUAAUUGCUCAUCUUAUGUUAGUUGAUGGAUUGAACUGAGAUUCUUCAGUGCAAAAUGGUGAGGAACUAGCAUAGAGCCAUUGACCAUAAACUGACUGUCAUAAAAGCAAAACAAGUGAAAAAACAAAAUGGACACGGUGGCUUUGUUUACUAAUAGCCACAAUAUAAAACUUGCAAUAUUUUUAUACACAGAAGAAAUCUGUAACAGGUAUUUUGUUUCUUUAAAAGCAAGCAAAAUAGAGGAAUUUAUACCUCAAACUGUCUGGCCAUAUUUACUACCUUAUCAUUGUAUUACUCUCUUUUAUCUGUUAAAAGUAUAUAGAAAUGAAGUUUGUAGUUGUUUUAAGUACUAAACAUUUUUAAAUUGUUAGCCUCUUUAAGUGUUAUGUAAAAAAGUCUUAAUUUUGAAAAAAUACAUAUUUAUUUUCUUUUGAAUUUUUUAUUGUUUUAUAUUUAUGCUUUGAUGUUUUAACUAGGAUUUGUUACAGCCAAGUGCCAAAUGCUCUCUUAAAUUGUCAGCAGUAGGAAACAUGGUUAACUAGACAUAAUGAAUGAUGGAAUUGUUUCCAGAUACUUUGCACCAUCCACUUAUAUGUAUUAUGUAAGAAAAAUGAAAGCCUUGCCCUGUCCAUACACUAACCACAUAACUCAGAGUCUGAAUUACCCUAUCCAUUUUUGUCUCUUCAUUUAUUAUAUACAGCAUGUCCCUAAUUUAGUAUAAUAUACUGGCUUGUAUGUAAUGGAUUCUCAACGAGAUGAUACACCUGCCCUGUUCUGGUGUUUAGGAGACCAUUAACUCGCUUCAUGGUGAAGAAGCCAUGUUAGAGCACCUGACUAGAGAAUAGCUACACUGGGAAGAAUCAGAAUCCUAUUUAGAUUGCUGUGUUAACCAGAAGCAUAGCCAAAAAGCUAAUGCAUGAGUCAAAAAAUCACUUGCUGAAUGGCUUUGAAAAGUCACUUAAUACUUUUGCCUAAAUUUGCUGAGCUGUUUGAUAACUAAGCUAUUGGCAUACAUCAUUGGGAUUUAGAGUCAAUUAAUUAGACAUUUUGGUCAUCAAUACAAGGUUUUAUUAUUUUUAAGAGUCUUCCAUUGCAAUACACCUGUUAUAAUUUGGGGCAUAACUUAUAUGCAUUGAACUUUUCUGCAUUUAUUGAACAUAUCAAUUUCAAAUUCAUAAUCUAGCAAAUGUCUCAAACUCCAUAGGCAGUGGAGAGAUCUCUCAUUGCAGGAAUUUAGACUUUCUAUUCUGUAAAGCAAAUUAUGAGCAUGCUCAGUAAUAUUUGAAAAGAUGUACCUGGUGGGGAGGUAGCUACUAAUAUAUUCUGAAGCAACAAUUUAACUCUAUCUAUACUCUCUAAGGCUGAUAUAUUGAUCAUGUCAUGGAUAUAGGAAAUGCAUAUUUCAUUAGAAGAAAAUGGAUAAAACAUUGCUGCAACCUUUAUGUUCUUAUGCAAAAUGAAACACUAAUGAAAUACCGCCUUCAGGCACAGGUCAAAAUUCACAAGUGCUAAUGUCUUUGAAGUUUCGUGACUAAGGCUUAGGUUGUGUUCCUUCAUCUAUGAGAUUGGUUCUCAAAUUCUGGCAAUAUUCCUUACAGUCAAUCAACCUACUAGAAUUCUGUGUUGGAUUUAUAAGAGCAUGAACUUUAAAAAAAAUAUAUAUGGGGUUAUGAAAUUAAUCACAAAUUUCACUUAAGCCUGCUAGAAGCAGGUAGAAAAACAUUUAUUUAAAUAAAACAUUUUGUGUUGUGGAAUGUUAGAUUGAGAUCUAAAUCUGGCUUCAAUCUCAUCUUCUCCCAGAACAGUGUUUACUUCCUUAGAUACUAUCCUAAGCAUGUUGAACAAAUCUGUGCAUUUCAUAAACACAUGGAAGUGAGGAUUGGUUGGAUCUAAUUCAUUUAUUUGGGCUGUGAUUUCAGUUUGAAUGUAGAGGUUGUAUACACAGUAUGUUGCUCUUCACUUAUCAAUAUUUUUCUACCUGACCUCUUAUAGAUUUACCUUACACAAUUCUUACCCUGUACAUAUGUAAACAUAACUGUGUAUGAUUCUUACCUAUGGAGUAGAGGUACUAGAAUGCUUGUGGCCAUCUCUUUGUACAGGAACUACAUUGACUUUGGAUAAACAUGAAACCACAAUUUCUUCACAAUAUUAUGUACCAUACUAUCUGUUUUGUAUCUUAAAUUUAAUUUACAUUUAUUAUUUAUUUUUGUUAACUUACCCUGUUUAUUCUGUACUGAGUAUCAGUUAUGCCAUGUAUAAAUGUGAUAUCUUUGGCAUUAGGUAUUUACAUAUUUUCACAUUACUCAUUUAGUUAAUGUGCAAUCGUAGAUGGCCUCUUACUAAUGUAAAAUGAUUUG